CCACCUCCGGAGGUGGCGUCCCACGCGGCCGCAACAAGCUGCCGUUGUCCCGCGGGCCGUGGGCCCCGCACACUGGGGCUUUGUCCGGCCCCCCGCCACGACCCACGGGGGAGGGGGACCCCACAUGACCGAGGGGGUAGGAGGAGCCUGCGGCGGCGGCGGCGGCGGCGGCGGCGGCGGCGGCGGCGGCGGCUCCAUCACUUUCCUCCGGGGCCAGGGGUCGGCGGGUGGUGGCAGCGGCAGCUGGACAGGGCUGGGCAGGGCCGCGAACGCAGGGCCCCUAGUCCCCCGUCAGGCUGCAGGCCCUGGGCCUGGGCCAGCCGGGCAGCUGUAAACCCAGCGCUCUCCAGGCGCCGAGCUGGGGGUGCGCCCGGCCACCCGGCCUCUGGAUCAUGGGGAAUGGCAUGACCAAGGUACUUCCUGGACUCUACCUUGGAAACUUCAUUGAUGCCAAAGACCCGGAUCAGUUGGGCCGGAAUAAGAUUACACAUAUCAUCUCUAUCCAUGAAUCACCCCAACCUCUACUGCAGGGUAUCGUGUACCUUCGAAUCUCAAUAGCUGAUACUCCUGAGGUACACAUCAAAAAGCACUUCAAAGAAUGUGUCAACUUUAUCCACAGUUGCCGCCUCAACGGGGGUAACUGCCUUGUACACUGCUUUGCAGGUAUAUCUCGAAGUACCACCAUUGUGAUUGCCUAUGUGAUGACGGUGACUGGACUAGGCUGGCGGGAAGUGCUUGAAGCCAUCAAGGCCACCAGGCCCAUCGCCAACCCAAACCCAGGCUUUAGGCAUCAGCUUGAGGAGUUUGGCUGGGGAAAUUCCCAGAAGCUUCGCCGGCAGCUGGAGGAGCGCUUCGGGGAGAGCCCGUUCCACGACGAGGAGGAACUGCGCACGCUGCUGCCUCUCUGCAGGCGCCGUCGCCAGGGUUCGGCGACCUCCAGCGCGUCGGCCACAGCUUCCUCGGCCGCUUCCGAGGGGCCCCUGCAGCGCCUGGUACCGCGAUCGCCGCGGGACGCCCACCGGCCGCUGCCGCUGCUGGCGCGGGUCAAGCAGACUUUCUCCUGCCUCCCGCGGUGCCUGUCGCGCAAGGGCGGCAAAGCUCACAGGUCUGAGUCUGAAGUGGACUGUGGCUGCAUAAGUAUCAUGGGACAGCUGCUGGCAUGUGGGACCGAGAGAAGGAGAAGAACAGCCUCCCACAGGUGCUUGUGAAGGGGAGAUUUCACUCCCCACCUGUCCAUGCUGCACUAGCCGCUGCACUAGGAAUUGUUUUUUUCUUUCAAAGCCUCAGUUCCACCACAUACACAACAAGGGUUGGAGCAGCCUGAACUACUCAACAUCUUUCAUAUUGCAAAUAUUUCUUGAUAAUAAAAAAGUUCUAGAACCAGG
This is a messenger RNA of Peromyscus eremicus (cactus mouse), 1385 nucleotides long. It is a transcript of the gene Dusp15, whose product is annotated as dual specificity phosphatase 15. Gene Ontology annotation, cellular component: cytosol. Gene Ontology annotation, biological process: regulation of cell population proliferation; transforming growth factor beta receptor signaling pathway; protein dephosphorylation. The record is from RefSeq and is a predicted model, not a curated record. The transcript is spliced from 8 exons. Gene Ontology annotation, molecular function: protein tyrosine/serine/threonine phosphatase activity. Lineage: Eukaryota; Metazoa; Chordata; Mammalia; Rodentia; Cricetidae. The coding region runs from base 393 to 1208 and encodes 271 amino acids.